AUGCCAUUAUGCUCUACUAACAUUGACGAUGAAAUCACAUUAUUUGCUGUUGAUAUGAAAAAAGGGGAGAACUUCCAAUUCCCAUUGAAAAUCAGUGCACAAACCAAAUUGACAACACGACUGGAUUUCGACAAGUUAAUUGAAGAGAAGGAGAUUGGUCAUGGCUCUUUUGGAAUUGUAUACAAAGGAAUAUACAGAGGAAAUUGUGUGGCUAUUAAGAAGAUGAAGGAAAUUAAAAAUGAUGAUGAUGAAUUUGAAAAAGAAGUGAAUAUGUUAGACAAAUUUAGAAGUGACUUUAUCGUCCAUUUCUACGGCGCUGUGUUCAUCCCAAAUAAAGUGUGUAUGGUCACCGAGUUUGGACUCUAUGGAAGUUUACAAGAUUUGAUGAAACACAAAACAUCUGAAAAAGUUGAAAUGAAGUUUCGGAUCAAAAUUCUUGUUGAUGCGGCAAAAGGAAUUAUUUAUCUUCACGAAAACGGCGUUUUGCACAGAGACAUCAAACCGGACAACAUUUUAAUGUUUUCAAUGGACUUUUUUGAAAAGGUGAAUGCUAAAUUGACUGACUUUGGAAGUGCGAGAAGUGUGAAUUUACUUAUGACAAAUAUGACGUUCACAAAAAAUGUUGGCACACCAACUUAUAUGGCACCAGAAAUAUUAAAUAAAGAGAAAUACAAGAAAAGUGCAGAUGUGUUUUCGUUUGCAAUAACCAUGUACGAAACAUUUGGAUGGCGCGAAGCAUAUCCAGUUAACACAUUCAAAUUUCCAUGGAAAAUCGCAGAGUUUGUUAUAUCCGGUGAAAGACUACCACGUUUGGACAACAUGUUAAAUUCACAUUAUACUUUGAUAUGUGUUUGUUGGAGUAAAAAUAAAAAUGAGAGACUUUCUAUAUCCAAAAUAGAACAAAGAUUAAAUUUGGAAUUUAACAAGUAA
Molecule: messenger RNA, 930 nt
Organism: Entamoeba invadens IP1
Lineage: Eukaryota; Evosea; Mastigamoebida; Endamoebidae
Product: interleukin-1 receptor-associated kinase, putative
Exons: 1
Coding region: 1-930 (309 amino acids)
Biological process (GO): protein phosphorylation
Molecular function (GO): ATP binding; protein kinase activity
Source: RefSeq, a predicted model, not a curated record